CUUCACGUGGCAAGAUACACCAUUGGCCGAGACUACUCCACACUAUUCUCUCGAGAUCUUCUUUAUAAUCUCUCUGGGUUCAUCUUCAACAGAGAUCUUUGAAGCUCGUCUCUCAGAUAUUCCAGUUUUUCUUGAAGAUCCCAUCAUUUGAGAUCUGGUAAUAGUUAUGGAAGAGAUUAAGCGGAAGAUCUGGCCGCACACCGUCUUGCUACUAGUAAUCUGCUGUUUGUUCUCUAAGCUCUGCGCUUCCUCUGAUGUCAAAUUUUACGAGUCAUUCGAUGGUUCAUUCGAGGGGAGAUGGAUAGUAUCUGACAAAGAGGAUUAUAAAGGCAUAUGGAAACAUUCUAAGAGCGAGGGGCAUGAGGAUUUCGGGCUUCUUGUGAGCGAAAAGGCUAGAAAAUAUGCUAUUGUCAAGGAACUUGAUGAGGCUGUCAAUCUCAAAGAUGAAACAGUUCUCCAAUAUGAAGUUCGCUUCCAGGAAGGGCUUGAAUGUGGUGGCGCUUACAUUAAGUAUCUUCGCCCCCAAGAUGCUGAGUGGGUUGCUAAGGAAUUUGAUAAUGAGUCUCCCUAUUCUAUCAUGUUUGGGCCAGAUAAAUGCGGAGGCACUAACAAAGUUCAUUUUAUUCUGAAACACAAGAACCCAAAGACUGCGGAGUAUGUUGAACACCAUCUUAAGUUCCCACCUUCCGUACCUUCUGACAAACUAACCCAUGUUUACACUGCCAUAAUAAAACCCAACAAUGAAUUGCGCAUCUUGAUUGAUGGAGAAGAGAAAAAGAAAGCUAACUUCCUCUCUGAUGAAGACUUUGAGCCAUGUCUUAUUCCUUCAAAGACCAUUGCUGAUCCAGAUGAUAAGAAGCCAGAGGAUUGGGAUGAGAGGGAAAAGAUUCCAGAUGCAGAUGCAAAGAAACCAGAUGAUUGGGACGAGGAAGCACCCAUGGAGAUACCGGAUGAGGAAGCUAAGAAGCCUGAAGGGUGGUUGGAUGAUGAACCUGAGGAGAUUGAUGAUCCUGAAGCCACAAAACCUGAAGAUUGGGAUGAUGAAGAGGAUGGUGAGUGGGAAGCACCAAAAAUUGACAAUCCUAAGUGUCUUGAGAGCCCUGGUUGUGGGGUUUGGAGAAGACCAACAAAGCGGAACCCAGCGUACAAGGGAAAAUGGCAUGCUCCCCUUAUUGACAACCCCAAUUAUAAGGGAAUCUGGAAGCCUAGAGAUAUCCCAAACCCUAAUCAUUAUGAACUCGAUAGUCCCAACUUUGAACCUGUUGCUGCAGUCGGAAUAGAGAUAUGGACAAUGCAAGAUGGAAUCUUGUUUGACAACAUCUUGAUUGCUGGUGAUGAAAAAACUGCAGAAUAUUAUAGGAAGAAUGCAUGGAAGCCUAAGUUUGAUGCUGAGAAGGAGAAGCAAAAAGCUGAGGAAGAUUCAGAUUCUGAUGGCCUCAAAGGUUUCAAGAAAGUGGUAUUCGACCAGCUUUAUAAGUUUGCUGACCUCUCCUUCUUGGGUGAUCAUAAGAGUAAAGUAUUGGAUUUACUUGAGAAGGCGGAGAAACAACCUAACCUCACAAUUGGACUUAUCCUCUCUGUUGUAGUUAUUGUCCUAACAGCACUAUUGAAGCUUCUUUUUGGGGGAAAGAAGCAGAUAUCUCAGCAAACAAAAUCCGCUGAAGAAACCAAUAAGAGCGAUGCUGCUGGGAGUUCAAACAGUCAAGAAGAAGCUUCCAAUGAGAAGGAAGGUCAGAAUGAAGAAGCAGCAGUUACGCGGCGGAGGCCCAGGCGUGCCUGAUAACCAGGAGGUGAUAGGGUAGUGAAAUUGGUUAUCUUUUGGACACUUGAAAUCCCAAUUGCUUUCCAUGUCUGAUGUUUUAGGGGAUGGAACACCCUACAAAAUUUUACAAUCAUUUAUUGAGUACGUUCUUUAAAUGAUGGUGGCUAUCUUUAGAUAGUACGUUCUUUUGGUGUGGUUGAAACCUUUCAAGGUUAGGUAUGUUUUGAAAAUGAAUGUUGUAUCAGUCUGUUUGGUUAUAAUGACCGUCCUAAGUUUCACCCUUAGACUCUUAGAGAACCUUGGUAAUUUUCCAACGGAUUUCUUCUCUUAUUCACGAACAAGAGUUUUAUUUUGGUUCCCUUUUAUUAUUAAUAUGACUCAUUGUUGUCAUUCAGUUUGAUUACCAUUGCAGUUUAUUCUCCGUUUACUAGUUUUAUCUAGUCUACCUUUACGAGGUUAGACGGUUAAUGUGAAAAUUA
This is a messenger RNA of Cuscuta europaea, 2241 nucleotides long. NCBI's taxonomy places the organism in Eukaryota, Viridiplantae, Streptophyta, Magnoliopsida, Solanales, Convolvulaceae. The record is from the annotation of a GenBank genome assembly.